CUAAAUACUUUUUCUCAUCAUCAGCUAGAGCAGUCUUGUGACUUCUAUCAGUGUCCAGCAGCGCACUGGUUAAAGCUUGUAGGAGGAGUUUUCAUUUUCCCCUAUGAGGCUGCAGGACCCCUCAACCUCUGUCUGGACAGUGCUGAUAACAGUACUGAUUGGCCCUGUGCUGAUCACAUGCACUCUCCCAAGAACAAAAAAAAAAAAACUCUCUAGCAUUACACACCAAACUGAACAUGUGCAUCUUUCCCCCAAGGCUCUGUUCUAUCAGCAGAUGGAUGGGAGACAGUAGAAGAAGGGGAGUAUCAGAGAAGACAGGAUCAAACAUCCUUUUUACACAAUGCGGAGGAUUAACCCCUUAGGCUCCACAGUCAGUAUAACAAG
This is a messenger RNA of Staurois parvus, 384 nucleotides long. The record is from the annotation of a GenBank genome assembly. Lineage: Eukaryota; Metazoa; Chordata; Amphibia; Anura; Ranidae.